AUGGGCACAGUACAUGCGUCCAAAGCCGCUGACUUCGUCGAGGGCACCAGGGUCACCGUCCAUGGUUUCCUACAGAGACGGAGAGUCAAGAGCUCAAAGUUGGUCUUUGCCGACAUCCAGGUUGAGAAUGGUCCUUCGGUGCAAGUCACGGCCACGUUCAAGGAGGAUGGGAGCCCAGAGCAGUUGGCCACCAAGGCCCUGAGGGCAGUCCCUUUGUACAGUCCCGUGUGCGUGACCGGAACUGUCGCCCAGCUCAACGGCAGUCGUGUCGAUUUGAAUCUCGACGCCAUUCAACCUCUCAAUGCCUUUCCCAAAGACAUCAUCGUCUCCGAGGGCGUUCAGUUCCCUGCCUCUGCCAGGCAUCUCCAAAUCCGCUUCUCAGACCCCCUCCGCUCUCGACUGCUGGCUCGUCCCCAGAUCGGCUUCCAACUCCGGAAGACACUCAACGAUCUUGACUUUACCGAGGUGGAAACACCCAUUCUCUUCAAGUCCACUCCUGAGGGAGCAAGGGAGUUCUUGGUUCCUACCAGACGUCGCGGUCUAGCCUAUGCUUUGCCCCAAAGUCCGCAGCAAUACAAGCAGAUCCUCAUGUCGAGUGGUAUUCGUGGAUACUACCAGUUUGCCCGCUGCUUCCGUGAUGAGGAUUUGAGAGCCGAUCGGCAGCCCGAGUUCACCCAGCUUGAUAUGGAAAUGGGCUUUGCCACGGGUGAGGAUGUCAUGCGCACUGUCGAGACUCUCGUCACCGAGUUGCUCCCUGCUCUGAAUGCCCAGUUCAACAUCGUGAAAAGCGGUGAUGAUAUCUAUCCUGUACCCAAGCGCGGCCUGAAUAAUGGCGAAUCGAUCGAGGAUGGUGACAUAAAAUGGCCUGAGCCUACCGCCCCUUUCCUUCGGCUCACAUACGACGAGGCCAUGACAAGGUUCGGCAUCGACAAGCCCGACCUUCGGAUUCCCUUCGAGUUUCACCGUGUCGAGCAUAUCCUGCCCGCCCAGUUCGUUUCCAUGAUCACGCAUACCGAACAGCCUAUCGUUGAAGUCUUCCGCAUCCGUCCCCAACUCGACGGGGAAAUCACCACCCCCGGUACCAUUGCCGAGUUCGUCGACAAACUCAUGGACCAACUCCCCAAGCCCCUUGCCAAGAAUCCCGACGGAGCUCCGGCCGCUCUAAUGUUCAACUCCAAGAAGCCUCUCUGCGGCCUCUCCUCCCUUGGCUUCGAGGGCUUCGACGCCCUCACCAGCAUGGAAGAAUUCUCCGACCUUGAAGACGGUGACGUGCUCGUCUUCCAGGCGCGCAAAAACGCUCCCUUCCAAGGCGAAGGCUCCACGGCCCUCGGCGUCGCCCGCACCCACUUCUACCACUCCUUCGUAUCCGCCGGUCUCCUUCCACGCAGCUUCGACCUCAAGUUCCUCUGGGUCGUUAACUUUCCCAUGUUCACUCCUGACGACGGCAUCGACCCCGGCCAGGGCGGCCAAGCCGGGUUCAAGGCCACCCACCACCCCUUCACGGCGCCGCUUACGGAAGACGAUGUCGAGCUGCUCGCCACCGACCCACUCAAGGCGCGCGCUGAUCACUAUGACCUCGUCGUCAAUGGUGUCGAGCUCGGCGGUGGCAGCCGCCGUAUUCAUCUGUCUUCCAUGCAGGAGUACGUGAUGCGCAACAUCCUCAAGAUGACGGAUGCGGGUCUGGCCCAAUUCUCGCACCUGCUCGAGGCGUUGCGCGCGGGCUGUCCGCCGCAUGCCGGGUUCGCGCUGGGCUUCGACAGGCUGGUUGCUGUCCUGACGCACACGGAUUCCGUGAGGGACGUAAUCGCUUUCCCUAAGAGCAUGAAGGGAGAGGAUCUGACAGUCAAGAGUCCCAGCAGGAUGACCACUCAGCAGUUGGAGACUUACCACUUGGCGAUCGCGAAGAAGGAAGAGGUGAAAAAGCAGGACGUUUGA
Molecule: messenger RNA, 1935 nt
Organism: Sordaria macrospora k-hell
Lineage: Eukaryota; Fungi; Ascomycota; Sordariomycetes; Sordariales; Sordariaceae
Biological process (GO): aspartyl-tRNA aminoacylation
Cellular component (GO): cytoplasm
Molecular function (GO): aspartate-tRNA ligase activity; ATP binding
Source: RefSeq, a predicted model, not a curated record